Molecule: messenger RNA, 2064 nt
Organism: Tarenaya hassleriana
Lineage: Eukaryota; Viridiplantae; Streptophyta; Magnoliopsida; Brassicales; Cleomaceae
Product: serine carboxypeptidase-like 20
Exons: 14
Coding region: 391-1881 (496 amino acids)
Biological process (GO): proteolysis; secondary metabolic process
Molecular function (GO): acyltransferase activity, transferring groups other than amino-acyl groups; serine-type carboxypeptidase activity
Source: RefSeq, a predicted model, not a curated record
UAUAUAUAUACGUACACGCAUAUACUCUCGUGUUCCUUCGUGCCUUCGAAGCGAAAUAAAUCUCUCAGAAAGUUUUUUUUUUUUGAUAAAAAUUUCUCAGAAAGUUGCUUUUGCAUUGAUCCAAAAUCCCUUCUUGUUCAAAGUUUCCACAUUUUGAUCUUUUUUUUUGGACUCAAAAUCUGCAAUAAUUUAUGGCAAAAAUAUGCAAAUUAUAAUGAUUUUUUUGUUAAUUUCAAGACUUUCUUGCAAAUUCCCUUCUUCUUGUUAAUUUUCCCACUCAUGGGUUCUAUAUAAACAAAAAGAUCUGCAACACCUCAUUUCUCAAAAGAUAUUAUCUUCUUCUUCUUUUUUCCUGUUCUGUUUCUUGUAGAAUUUGGUUUUUUCGAGUUGAUGUUCUUGAGAAUGGGUUGGUUAGUUGAAGUUGUUGCUGUUGCUUUGACGUUGUCUUUGGCUGCUGUAAUGGCACAGUCAGCUCCAGAAUCUGAUCUCGUCACCCAACUUCCUGGCUUCAAUGCCAAGUUUCCUUCUAAACACUACGCCGGGUACGUGACAAUAGAUAAUGAUCGUGGCAAGAAUAUGUGGUAUUACUUUGUGGAAUCGGAGAAGAACCCCUACAAGGACCCUGUUGUUCUGUGGCUCAAUGGCGGUCCAGGUUGCUCGAGUAUGGAUGGAUUUGUCUAUGAACACGGUCCUUUUGAUUUCAAACAAGUGAAACCCGAGGGUGGUUUACCGCACUUACGGCUCAAUCAUUACAGCUGGUCCAAGGUUUCCAACAUCAUUUACCUUGAUUCCCCUGUCGGUGUCGGGUUUUCUUACUCGAAGAACGAGUCUGAUUACCGAACCAACGACACUCAGACUGCGAUAGAUUCUCACACUUUUCUUCUCAAAUGGUUCGAAAAUUUCCCGAAGUUUCAAAUGAAUCCGUUCUAUCUCGCCGGAGAAUCAUUUGCCGGAGUAUACGUGCCGACACUUGCUUCCGAAAUCGUCAAUGGACAAAAAGAUGGCGUAAAGCCGUUUAUUAACUUCAAGGGAUAUUUGAUAGGUAACGGAGUUUCGGAUUCGGUUUACGACGAUAAUGCUUUAGUCCCGUUCGCACAUGGAAUGGGACUGAUCUCGGAUGCACUGUUCCAGGAGGUUACCAAAGCGUGCAACGAAAGUUUCUAUAACCCGAACGGACCCGAAUGCUCGGAGAAACUAGCGAAAGUCGACGAGGAUGUUGGAAGGUUGAACAUGUACAACAUUCUCGAGCCGUGCUACCAUGGAAACUCGUCUCUUUCAGCGUCUGACAUGAAACUGCCUUCUAGUUUCCUUCAACUAGGCAUAACGGAACGAGCCUUGCCCGUGAGAAAGCGGAUGUUCGGGCGUGCUUGGCCUCUUCGCGCUCAUGUACGUCCAGGCAAGGUCCCGAACUGGCCUCAACUUCUCGAAAGAACGAGUGUUGUUUGCACUGACGAUAGAGUGGCAACAGCCUGGCUGAACGAUCCGGCAAUCAGGAGAGCACUUCAUGCCAAAGAGGUUAGUGAGAUCGGAAGCUGGACACUGUGCACAGGAAGGCUUGAUUAUAUACACGACAAUGCGAACUUGAUCAAUCUCCAUAUAAACCUCACUCUCAGCGGAUACCGAGCACUCAUAUACAGUGGAGAUCAUGAUAUGUGCAUACCAUUUACUGGUACUGAAGCAUGGACAAGAUCUCUCGGGUACAAGGUCAUAGAUGAAUGGAGGCCAUGGAUGUCAAACGACCAAGUUGCCGGAUAUACACAAGGAUACGAGAACAAUCUCACGUUUCUAACCAUCAAGGGGGCAGGGCAUACAGUUCCCGAGUACAAGCCCCAAGAGUCCUUGGAGUUCUAUAGCCGAUUUCUUGCGGGAGAAAAGAUAUAAAACCCGUCAAGAUUCACGUCCCGUGCUCAUUAACGAGUACAGAAAUUGAAUAAAGGGUUCAUCAUAUGUUUUUUCUGUGUAGUAUCAGUAGAUUGGAUAAGAAAAUAUUUGGUUUAAGCUUUGAGCAUUACAUUAUCACCUAUGUUAUGAUUCUUCUCUGAAAGAUGGUUAUGUUUCAUUUUA